ACGAGAACAGGCGAUAUGAGCGGCAGUCAGUUACUACGGGCUCUGGGCCGAAGCCUGGGACUGGGCCGAAGCCAGCUGAAGGUCGAUAGCCGGCAUGUGGUGCUCAUCACGGGCUGUGACUCGGGAUUGGGCCACUCCCUGGCCGUAUAUUGCCACGAUUCGCUCCAGAUGACAGUGGUCUCCUGCUGUCACAAUUUGAAAUCGGAAGGCGCCAGGCUGCUGCAGGCUCUGAAUCCCUCUAAAGAUGGACCCAAUAGGAUGUACACCCUGGAAUUGGAUCUACUGGAACCGGACUCCAUCCGUCUGGUUCACGGGCAGCUCAGGAAGAUACUCGCCCAGGAUCCCGGCUAUCAGUUGAAUGCUUUAGUCAACAAUGCGGGAGUGAUGUGCUUCGGAGAGUUCGAGUGGCAAUUGCCGGAGCAGAUCGAGACGCAGAUCAAUUGUAAUCUGCUGGGCACCAUGAGGUUAACCCGCGAGCUGCUCCCGCUGCUCCGCCAGCAGCAGGGUAGGAUUAUCAAUGUGACCAGCCACUGUGGCUUGCAGGCUUUGCCCGCUCUAGGACCCUAUGCCGCCUCCAAGGCUGCCCUGCGCUUCUGGUCGGAUUCGCUACGCGUGGAGCUGCAGCAAUACGACAUGGAGGUGGUCAACUUCAUACCGGGAUCUUUCGUUAUGGACAGCAAUAUCGCGGCCAGGCAACAGCAGCAUGCCCAGAAGAUGCACGAGGCCUUUACUCAAGAGCAGCAUGCUCUUUAUGACACGUACUUCGAGGCCUUCAACAGUUACCUCAAGGUCCUGACCGGUUUCAAGCCCCCCAAUCGGCUUAGGAACGAGGCUCUGCUGGCCAAGUUCCGAGAUGCCUUGACCAGCUCUCAGCCCCUGGCUUUGUACAUCGAGGAACCUUGGAGAUAUCGCCUCUACCGCUGGCUCUUCGCCAUCUGUCCCACUCCACUGGUGGACUGGCUGACCCUGCGCUUCUGCGCGAUGCCCACCUACGAGUCCACAAAACAGGCAACAGGGGAUUUGGUUGAUUCUUAGUCUAAACUUUUAAACAUUUACUUUCACAGUUACAAUUACAAUUACAUUUUAGUUUACAA
This is a messenger RNA of Drosophila kikkawai, 1094 nucleotides long. RefSeq names its product SDR family oxidoreductase shroud (gene sro). The record is from RefSeq and is a predicted model, not a curated record. Lineage: Eukaryota; Metazoa; Arthropoda; Insecta; Diptera; Drosophilidae. Gene Ontology annotation, biological process: steroid metabolic process. Gene Ontology annotation, cellular component: intracellular membrane-bounded organelle. Gene Ontology annotation, molecular function: oxidoreductase activity.